Messenger RNA from Humulus lupulus (European hop), 4383 nucleotides. RefSeq names its product probable disease resistance protein At4g27220. Bases 67 to 4383 code for a protein of 1438 amino acids. The record is from RefSeq and is a predicted model, not a curated record. NCBI's taxonomy places the organism in Eukaryota, Viridiplantae, Streptophyta, Magnoliopsida, Rosales, Cannabaceae. The transcript is spliced from 6 exons. Gene Ontology annotation, molecular function: ATP hydrolysis activity; ADP binding.
AGCUAUUGAUCUCUCAACUUACAAUAUCCAUAAAAAGACGAUCAGUAAAUUGGGAGAGAAUCAAGCAUGGAUUUUGCUAUUUCAAUUGCAACUUCAAUUGUCGCAAAGAUUGCCGAGUAUACAGUGGCACCAGUCGGUCGACAAUUGGGUUAUCUAUUUUGCUACGCAGGGAAUGUAGAUUACCUCAAAACUCGAAUGCAAGAGCUGAAGAAUGCCAGAGAUAGAUUACAACAUCGUGUUGAGGAAGCCAAAAAUAAUUGUCAAGAAAUUGAAGCUGAUGUUCAAAGCUGGUUGAGCAGUGUUGAUCGGAUCUUUGAAGAGGCUGAGACAUUUCUUAACCAUGAAGGCCAUGCAAAGGCUGUGUGCUCUUGUGGAUCCCUCCCGCAUUUGCUGACGCAGCACCAACUGAGUAGGAAAGCAAAGAAGAUGUCUUUCGAUGUAUGCGCAAUCUUCAAAAACAGCAGUUUUGAUACGAUUUCUUAUCAUCCUCUGAUGGAAAGCUCCUUUGCAAUAACCAAAGGCUACGAGACUUUUGAUUCAAGGAGGGAAAUUCUGGAGGGCAUAAUGGCAGCUGUGAGAGAUGCUAAUAGGAGCAGGAUAGGCUUGUAUGGCAUGGGUGGAAUUGGCAAAACUAUGCUUGCCAAAGAAAUUGCUAAACAAGCUGAGAAAGUGGAGUUAUUUAGCAAGGUGGUUAUGACAACUAUUUCACAAACACCUAAUAUGAAAGAAAUUCAACAAGAUAUUGCUGAAAAGCUCCAGCUAAGUUUUGGGCAAACACAAAGUAUGGACGUACGAGCUGAUCUACUUCGAACGAGAUUGAAGCAGGAAAAUAAGAUUCUAUUAAUUCUCGACGACAUUUGGAAGGAACUCGAUCUAGAAGCUAUCGGAAUCCAUGAUGAGUGCAAGAUGCUACUAACCUUUAGAUAUCGAGAUGUUUUACACAACUUCAUGGGUAUUGCUGAGAGUAAUAUUUUCUUUAUUAACGUUAUAAACUCAAGGGAGGCUAUAAGUUUGUUUAAGAAAAUUAUUGGAGAUAUAGUUGAAACUCCAGAUUUCAAUUCUUUGGCCUAUUUGAUCGUCGGCGAAUGUGCAGGCUUACCAAUUGCCAUUGCAGCAGUGGCACAUGCUUUAAAAGGAAAAGUAUUGUCCACAUGGGAGGAUGCAUUGGAACACCUACGAAGCUCAAACUUUAGAGACAUAGAUGGAGUGGAUAUGAAGGUGUACUCAUGUAUAAGGAUGAGUUAUGAUUUUCUCGGAAGUCACGAGGAGGUGAAAUCAUUGUUAUUGCUUUGUGCUUUACAUAAAGAAGAUCAAGAAAUAGGAGUCGAGGACUUGGUGAGAUAUAGUGUGGGUUGGCGCUUGCUUCAAGGCAUCAACACGAUAAAAAAAGCAAGAAACAGGGUGAAUUCAUUGGUUGAUAAAUUGAAAUCUCACUGUCUCUUGUUGGAUGGUGAAAAUGAAAAUUAUGUGAAGAUGCAUGAUGUUAUUCGUGAUGUUUGCAUAGUUAUAGCAUCAGAAGAUAAGCAUAGGAUGAGUAACAUAAAAAGUGUUGAUGAUUUUGCUAGUCAUGAAGGAUAUAAAGCGGCUAAAGCAAUUUCCUUACUUGAAUAUGAUGAUUUUGGUAAGCUUCCUGAAAAUUGGAAUGUCCAAGGGCAAAAGAACUUUUUUGAACAAACAAGGGAGCUUGAAGCUUUGGGUAUGGAAGGUGCAUGUAUAAAAUCAUUACCGACAUCCUUUCAUUCCCUUCAAAAUCUCCAAACAUUAUGUCUAAGUUAUACCAAUCUACAAGACGUUUCCAUCAUUGGGGACUUGAAGAAUUUAAAAGUUCUUGAUCUAUCAUACUCUUCCAUAAAGCGGUUGCCAAAAGAAAUAGGAGAAUUAUGCCAUUUGCAAUUGUUGGAUUUACAAAAUUGUAGACAUUUAAAAGUCAUUGAGCCGAAUGUCAUUUCAAAUUUGAGACGAUUGGAGGAGCUCUAUAUCCCACAAACAUUCCAGGGAUGGGAGACUGAAGAAGGUGGUAUGAAAGAAAGAAGAAAUGCAAGUCUUAUUGAGAUAAAGAAUUUGCAACGGCUAAUAGUUUUAUAUUUAAGCGUAGAAAGUGAAAAAGUUUUACCAGAGGGGUUGUUUAGUGAAAAAUUGGAGAGAUACCAAAUAUCUAUUGGAGGAAUCCAUGACUUUGAUUAUUAUGCAUGUGGAUCUUCAAGGUGUUUGCACUUAAAUCUCUGUCAAAUGAAAGAAUUAAAUGCCCUUGGGCUUGUAUGGUUGAAGAAAAUGUCUGAAUAUUUAUCGUUAGAGAGAUUAAUGGAUGUCAACAAUUUUGUUCGUGAUCUCGAUAGAGAGAAUUUUCCUCGAUUGAAGCAUCUUAUGUUUCGUAAUAAUAAUGGAGUUCAGUACGUCAUUGAUUCUACAUACCUGAUUCACUCUCAUCACGCCUUUCCAUGUUUGGAGUCACUAGAUCUUGGAAAUUUAACAAGCUUGGAAAUGAUAUGCCAUGGUAAACUCCCAGUAGGCUCAUUCAAGGAAUUGAGAGAAGUGGAAGUGAGCAAUUGUGAUAGAUUGAAGAACCUGUUCCCUCUUUCUAUUGUCAAACUACUUCAUCAUGUUACCGUUAGUGAGUGUGAGAUGAUGGAAGAGAUAGUGACUAGUGGGAGAGAAGAUGAUGAAGCUACCGAUAAGAUCGAGUCUUUGCAAUUGCGCUUUUUGAGCCUAAAAUCUUUACCAAACUUUGUCCACUUCUAUUGCUCCCAACUAAAGGAAACUUGUGCGUCUUCAUUGAUAGAUUCUUCCAAGCCUUUAUUCAGUGGAACGGUUUCGCUUCCUGACUUGAAGGAACUGGAGAUUUUAAAAAUGAAUGUAGUAACAUUAUGGCCAGACCAACUUCCAUCAAAUUUUGACCUACAAAACUUAACAAGCUUAAUAGUAGAAAGCUACAACAAAAUAAAAUAUUUGUUUUGUUUCCCUAUGGUUGAAAGGCUUGUAAACCUGAAGAUACUUGAUGUAGAUGAUUGUUUGGUUGUGGAAGAAAUUCUAAUAAGUAGGAAACCAGGAGAAAAAAGAAUGUUGCAAGAGAAUAUUUUGUUAUCCAAACUAGAAACUCUUUGGCUCUCCAAACUUCCAGUUUUCAAAACAUUUUGUUCAGAAGAUUCUUGCAUCAAAGAAAUGUCAGUUGACGACGAUGAAGUGAAGGUCAUAGCAAAACAUCUCUUCAAUGGAAAUGUAAGUCAUUUAGAUUUUAUUGCAUUCCCCAAUGUAACUUCUUACAUCCACAACUUAAAAGAGUUACAGGUUACAACAUGUAACAAUUUAAAGUAUCUCUUAUCAUCUGCCAUGACACGAUGUCUUGUACAACUUAAGGACUUAACAAUAUCUGGAUGUAAGAUGAUAGAAGUGGUAAUAGUUCCUGAGGAAUCAGUUGGAAGCAAAGGCAUAAUAUUAGAAAAUCUCUUACUCCCCAAAUUAAAAUUUCUUGAGCUUUUGCAUCUGCCAAAUGUUAUACAAUUUUGCGAAGGAGAUUGCAUUGAAUGUCCAUCGUUGUCUCAUCUAAUCAUAAAGGAGUGUCCUAAAUUGAAGGUAUUUAUCAGCAACUCCAUGACUACAAGGACAUGUACUAUUAAUGACAAAAAGCAUGAAGAAAUAGAGCUGGUGGUGGCUAGACAAAGUCUGUUCAAAGAUAAUAAGGUCAUUUUUCCUAACCUAAAAGAUUUGACUACUGAUUGGAGUGAAGCAAUAGAGGAGAUAUUUGACAUGAGUCAAUCUUCAAUGAUGUCCAUCUUUGGCAACCUUUCCGAACUAGACUUGACCUACUCAUCCCCUGAGAAACCAAUUGCUCUAUCAAAUUUCAACUUCCUUCAGAAUUAUCAUAAUAUUGAUACACUUGUGUUGAGAGAUUUUUGUGUGGAUGGGCAUCAACAUCACCAACAACAACAACCUGGAGAUGGUGAGACUUAUGAACUGGUCAACACAAGUUUAAAGACACUGGGUAUUUACAAUGCUCGUAUGAUGAAUCAUCUGUUUGGAGACCCAGAAUAUGCUCAACCAACAAAUUCUUUUGUCUUUCAAAACUUGGAAUCUCUAUAUGUUCGGGAAUGUGGCAGAUUACAGAGCUUUGCACCAUCGUUUAUGUCUUUCCACAAAUUGAAAACUCUUAGAGUAUCAGAAUGCCAUGGGCUGACGUAUCUGUUCGCCUCCUCAACCGCAACGAGUCUAGUACAUCUCAAAAGAAUGAGCAUAACUAAUUGCAAACGAAUGAGGGAGAUUAUUAAUAGAGAUUAUUAUAAGGAAGGUCAAAUAGUAGAAAGUGAACACCAUGAGUUUGUUUUCCAGAAAUUGGAGAAAUUAAAGCUUCGUGAUUUACCCUGUCUUGAAAGCUUCUACUCUGAAUAA